Aureobasidium namibiae CBS 147.97 is the source of this 1659-nucleotide messenger RNA. Its product is annotated as amidase signature enzyme. The record is from RefSeq and is a predicted model, not a curated record. The transcript has a single exon. Bases 1 to 1659 code for a protein of 552 amino acids. Lineage: Eukaryota; Fungi; Ascomycota; Dothideomycetes; Dothideales; Saccotheciaceae.
AUGCAACUACGUUGUUUGAGGCACCGGCUUCUACUGGCCUUGUCCAGUUUAGUCAUCGUCGAUGCUCAAGAGCAUUUCGACCCAAGAGAGGCCACAAUAGCUUCUGUCCAUAAUGCAUUGUAUUCUGGCACGAGCUGUCGGAGUAUCGUCUCUGCUUUCCUGUCACGCAUUGAAGCCUUGGACCACGGAUACGUUAACUCCAUUAUAUCUCUGGAUCCCGAAUCUCUUUCAAUCGCAUCACGACAAGAUGCACUGCUCGCUAGCAAGAAUGCCGGCAUAGGCCCGCUGUACUGCGUCCCCGUGCUUUUGAAGGACAAUCUUGACACUGCAUCUCUGCCAACUACCAGUGGAAGCCUUGCUCUUGCUGACUCGAGGCCUUCGGUUGAUGCUGCGGUCGUCAAAGCGCUCAAAGAUGCAGGUGCUAUCAUCUUGGGCAAAACAAAUCUUCAGGAGCUCGCAUUGGAAGGAAUCUCGGUAUCCUCUCUUGGUGGCCAGACGGUCAAUCCCUAUGAUGCCGACAGGACCCCGGGCGGGUCAUCUGGAGGCAGUGGCGCCAGUGUUGCUGCAUCAUUCGCGGUCUUCGCCCUGGGUACAGACACGAUAAACAGUGUACGUAAUCCAGCAAGUGCAAACAGCCUCUUCGGGCUACGUCCUACCAGAGGGCUUGUAUCGAGAGCUGGUGUCGUUCCCAACUCCCAUACACAGGAUGCCGUUGGGCCUAUCACACGAUGCGUUGAGGAUCUUGCUAUCGCUCUUUCGGUCAUUGCAAGCUCGCAGCUAGAUCCUGAAGACAACAGCACUGCACUUGUACCUCAGGGUAUUCGUGGGACGGAUUACCACAUGGAUCUUGCCUCUGGCUCUCUCAGUGGCAAGACGAUAGGAGUUCUUGAAACGUUUUUUGAUCGCACGUCGACCAACGAGACCGAGCCUGUCAAUGAAUCUAUAGAUGCAAUGAUCGCGCGAUUGCAAGAAGCCGGCGCCACUGUUGUACCAAUUGAUGAUCCAAUGUACAAUGUCAACGCUAUAAUCGCGUCGUGCGAGACUCAGAGAUUCGAGCUCAGGCAGGAGGUGGACACGUAUCUUUCGAGAGCGAGCCUCAAAGGGCAACAUCCUGCGACUCUUCAGGAUCUCUAUAGGGAGGGCAAUUCUUUCUUGGUGCUCCCACAGCAGUACGAGUUCAUAAAGGCUGUAUUGAAGGGUAGCACACAAGAUCUCGAGUACGAGGCAGUCUUGAACAACAUCCAAGAUCUGACCACGCAUCUGCAUGCAACCUUUGCUGCACACCACCUGGAUGCAAUCAUCUACCCACAGCAGAAGAAUCUUCCUGUGAGGAUUGGAUCUGCAUCUCAACAUGGACGUAACGGCAUUCUGGCCGGAGUGACUGGAUUCCCUUCACUGGCGCUACCCGUGGGCUUCAGUCAGGCUACCGACUCCGCCCCAAUCGGUAUCCCUAUCGGUAUCGAGCUGAUGGGCUUACCAUGGACAGAAGCAAAACUGCUGCAGAUUGCGCACGAGAUACAAGCUCUAACGCAGAUCAGAAAGCCCCCUGUGUGGACUAAUCGGCACAUACCUGUUCGAGAAUAUGCAGCUGUACCCAGCAUGAUGCCAAAGGAUAGCAACAGUAUCCCGUCGGCCUAUCCGCUUGGGCUUUUGUUGUAG